This is a messenger RNA of Venturia canescens, 1122 nucleotides long. RefSeq names its product odorant receptor 67c-like. The record is from RefSeq and is a predicted model, not a curated record. The transcript is spliced from 6 exons. Gene Ontology annotation, cellular component: plasma membrane. NCBI's taxonomy places the organism in Eukaryota, Metazoa, Arthropoda, Insecta, Hymenoptera, Ichneumonidae. Gene Ontology annotation, molecular function: olfactory receptor activity; odorant binding. Bases 1 to 1122 code for a protein of 373 amino acids. Gene Ontology annotation, biological process: detection of chemical stimulus involved in sensory perception of smell; sensory perception of smell.
AUGAGCAUCGAGAGAGCUCUGAAUUUUACGAAAUUGAGCGUUCGGUUGGGCUGUUGUUGGCCGCCAAGGUCAGACGCGACGAAUUGGGAAAGAAUAAAAUUCGAGUUGUUUUGGUGGCUUUCGCUCGUCAGCGCUCUUGGGCUUUUCGCACCUCUGUUGUAUUCGGUUUAUAAAUGCCAAUCGGAUUCACUCGUACUUACCAAAUCCGCGUGCUUUCUUGGGGCCGUUUCCGGAUUCAUCAUUAAAACCAUCGUUUGCAGAAUCGACCGUAAGAAUAUACGGGCGCUAAUUAGCGAGAUGGAAGAAUUUAUAGAAAAGGCAAAACCGUACGAGCGUCUUGUUCUCGAACGUUACGUCAAAAAAUGCACGUUUCUUCACGUUUCUAUAUCAAUAAUUAAUUACAUGACGACACCGUUCGGAGUUUUGGGGACGUUGUUAUUCCUGGACGACCAACAAUUUCCUACGUCCGCUGUUUACCCUUUUCUCACCGACUACUGGCCGAUAACGUACCUUAUUUACAUACAUCAAAGUUUCGUGGGUUUCCAAUGUUCGGUUGGCGCCACUAUCAACUGCCAAGCCGCCUUUUUUAUGUGGUACGUUGGCGCAAGAUUCGAAUUGUUCAUUCAAGAAUUUCAAAACGUCAAGGAUCUGAGAAGCUUCUGCGAAAGUGUCAAGAAACACCAACAUUUACUCGAGUUAGCCGGAAACGUGAAAUAUACGAUGUCGUUUAUAGCACUGACCACCACGAUGAUGAGUGGCGUUGCGACAGUUUUCGGUUGCCUCCAAAUAGUCAGUAAUCAACCUAUGAUGGUGAAAAUGGAAUUUGGAUUUGUAGCCUUCAUAUCCAUCGCAUGUUUGUUCGUUUGUGCUUGGCCCGCCGACAAUUUGAUCGACGUCUGUGGUUGUGUAGGAACUGCGGCGUAUAAUGUGGCUUGGAUGGAAAUGACCCCAGAAACUAUGAAAAGCAUGUUGAUCGUCAUUCAAAGGUCACAAAGACCAGUGGUCGCAUCAAUCGGUGGUUUUUUGCCUGCUCUGUCUCUGCGGUAUUUUGGAUCGUUCCUCUCGGCAGCAUUUUCGUACUUUACGACGCUUCGGAUCACCGUAAGCGUUGACGAAGAUUGA